GGUUUCGCACGCCACCGCGUUGCAUUGUGGGUGGCAUCAGUGUCCAGGGCCCGGCGUGACACGGCAGAAAGUGAAUCCGCCGGUAGGCAAUUGAAGUGUUGCUGUCGCGCGACUCUUGGGAUUACACGCAAGAAAAUGGUGGGAGUGAAGGUGAUCGGAGGGGACGCGGAGUUCCAACCUGAACUGAGUGCGGCCGGUUCCAGGCUCAGUGUGGUCAAGUUUACCAUGCGAGGGUGUGCUCCUUGUGUAAGGAUAGCGCCGGUCUUCACAUCGUUGAGCAACAAGUACCCCCAAGCCGUGUUUUUGGAAGUUGACGUUCACCAGUGCCAAGGUACGGCUACUGCCAACAAUAUAUCUGCAACGCCCUCGUUCCUAUUCUUCCGAAAUCGAGUAAAAAUCGAUCAGUACCAAGGAGCGGAUGCCGGCGGCUUAGAAGAAAAGAUUAAACAGCAUUUAGAAAAUGACCCGGGAAGCAACGAAGAUACAGAUAUCCCGAAAGGCUACAUGGACUUGAUGCCGUUUGUUAAUAAAGCCGGCUGUGAAUGUCUUAACGAAAGCGACGACCAUGGGUUUGAAAACUGUUUACGCAAAGACCCCACAUACCUCGAAUCGGACUGUGACGAACAGCUCCUGAUGACCGUAGCGUUUAACCAGCCAGUUAAAUUAUAUUCUCUGAAGCUUCAGGGGCCUGAUAACGGUCAAGGUCCAAAGUAUGUAAAAAUAUUUAUAAACCUCCCCCGCUCUAUGGAUUUUGACGAAGCGAUGAGGAGCGAAGCGACGCAAGCCCUUGAGUUAUCCGCUGAGGACAUUAAAGAGGACAGCAUAGUUCAGCUGCGCUACGUGAAGUUUCAGAAUGUUAACAGCGUGACGCUAUUUGUCCAGUCCAAUCAGGGUGACGAGGAGACUACAAAAAUCACAUACUUUACAUUCAUUGGGACCCCCGUACAAACCACCAACAUGAACGACUUCAAGAGAGUUGUAGGAAAAAAAGGUGAAAGCCACUGACCAGAAGGAUAACUACACUGGAAGACGAUUCCGUGCAAGGACUGGAUUUUCAGUUUCCAGGACAAAGUGCUUUAAUCUAGAACGUUAAUGUUCCAUCGGCGCCAAUUUACCAAUAAAUAAUCAUAUUUUGUUAAACUGUGUUUCAUAACCACAAAUUUAUUUCAGUCUGGCUACUCUGUAAAUAAACAUCUUUUGCCAACA
Messenger RNA from Spea bombifrons (plains spadefoot toad), 1206 nucleotides. RefSeq names its product thioredoxin like 1 (gene TXNL1). The record is from RefSeq and is a predicted model, not a curated record. The transcript is spliced from 8 exons. The coding region runs from base 136 to 1005 and encodes 289 amino acids. NCBI's taxonomy places the organism in Eukaryota, Metazoa, Chordata, Amphibia, Anura, Pelobatidae.